GUGAGCUCAUUGAUCCAAUGAUCCACUCGGAGUGAACGAUUGAGAUUCGGAUCAGUGCAUCACGUCUAAUUCUUAGUUUGAUUUGUUGGUUGGUUGACACUUGUUAUUCUUUCUAUAACCUAAAUACAAUUGUUGCCACUGAGAAGAAAUGAGUUAAUUUUAAUAAAAUGGCUACUAGUACAUCCGACGAGGCCAUCAAAGAAAAAAUAUUGAAUAUAGCUAAGAAAAAUCCUAAAGGUAUUUCCGACAAAGACAUAACAGCAGUGAUACCAGAACUUUCUACAGCUGAAAGAGUAGCGGCAAUUAACAAGCUUCUACAACAGGGUUCUAUUGAUUUGUUCAAUCAAGGUGGCUCUUUAAUAUACAGAUUGAAAACUCAAACUCACAAACAAGCUGUUAAAGGUGCAGAUAAUGAAGAAAAAGUUGUUUUUAAUUUAAUUGAAGAGGCUGGAAAUAAAGGAAUAUGGAUCAGAGACAUAAGAAUCAGAUCAAACUUGGCAAAUACUCAACUCAAUAAAGUGUUGAAAAGUUUAGAAAGCAAGAAACUCAUAAAAGCUGUAAAAUGUGUCAAUGCAUCCAAGAAAAAAGUCUAUAUGUUAUACAAUUUAGAACCAGAUAGAUCUAUUUCUGGUGGGGCAUGGUACCAGGAUCAAGACUUUGAGUCCGAGUUUGUAGAUGUCCUAAAUCGGCAGUGUUUUAAAUUUUUGCAACAAAGAGCUGAUAAGAUAAAGAACAAUCCACAGGGGCCUAUUGUAGGCAGAACACAAUCUUUUGCAACUGCCUCUGAAGUACAAAAAUAUAUUACAGAUUUGGGUAUAAGUAAUGUAAAACUAGAAGUGGAAGAUGUUAUAACUAUAUUGAAUACAUUAGUGUAUGAUGGUAAAGCAGAGACUAGUGUGUAUCCAGAUGGGAGUAAAGUGUACAGAGCCAUAGAGCCUUUGUUGCCUACAGUAGGGCUGAUACAGGUGCCGUGUGGAGUUUGUCCACUCAUACAUAAAUGCACCACUACAGGACUAAUUAAUCCUCAAGAUUGUGUCUACAUGAAUGAAUGGCUUGAGCAAUAAAGACUUUUUAUCUUCCAUUUAA
Messenger RNA from Plodia interpunctella (Indianmeal moth), 1086 nucleotides. It is a transcript of the gene Polr3F, whose product is annotated as RNA polymerase III subunit F. The coding region runs from base 168 to 1064 and encodes 298 amino acids. The record is from RefSeq and is a predicted model, not a curated record. Gene Ontology annotation, cellular component: RNA polymerase III complex. Lineage: Eukaryota; Metazoa; Arthropoda; Insecta; Lepidoptera; Pyralidae. Gene Ontology annotation, biological process: transcription by RNA polymerase III. The transcript is spliced from 4 exons.